Messenger RNA from Prorocentrum cordatum, 249 nucleotides. NCBI's taxonomy places the organism in Eukaryota, Dinophyceae, Prorocentrales, Prorocentraceae. The record is from the annotation of a GenBank genome assembly.
GCGAGCGAGUCGGAGCGAGUUGCGGCAGCGAGGGCUGUGCCCAGCUGCGUCAAGCUGACGGCCGCGCAGCUGUCCACCGUGCCCGAGCCGCCGGCCACGGUCCCGGCGAGCCGGAAGCAGAGGGGCGAGCAGAAGCAACGAUCAGAGCCGUCGGGCGGCCUGCAGGGCGGCAUCUGGGCGGCCUUCGGCCAGCCGUCGGGUGGGCUGAAAGGCGGCACGGAGGGGCGAGUUCCGCACCGGCCCGAGUAG